Messenger RNA from Spathaspora passalidarum NRRL Y-27907, 1646 nucleotides. It is a transcript of the gene OPT8, whose product is annotated as Opt8p. The record is from RefSeq and is a predicted model, not a curated record. The transcript has a single exon. Gene Ontology annotation, molecular function: oligopeptide transmembrane transporter activity. Gene Ontology annotation, cellular component: fungal-type vacuole membrane. Lineage: Eukaryota; Fungi; Ascomycota; Pichiomycetes; Serinales; Debaryomycetaceae. The coding region runs from base 217 to 1470 and encodes 417 amino acids.
CAGUCAACUCUGACAGAAUCAACCGAAUCAACGUCUCCAUCAACACAGUCCCACAUACGAUCCCUCUUGAUUACAUUCACCAUUUCCGCAACAUAUACCUUGACUUCCUACUUUAUUCCCAUUCUUAAAAACAUCCCGAUAUUCGGUAGUUACCUUGCCCAUUCAUACCAGUGGACCCUUCAACCAUCACCAGCAUACAUUGGUCAGGGGAUAAUUAUGGGUUUGCCAACAGUGUCAUACAUGUUAUUUGGGGCUAUAUUAGGAUGGGGGAUACUCGCACCGUUGUCAAAGUACAUGGGCUGGGCUCCUGGAGAAAUUAAUGACUGGAUUAAUGGAGGUCAAGGGUGGAUCUUGUGGAUAAGUUUAAGCGUAAUGAUUAGUGACUCGCUCGUUUCUUUUAUUAUCGUCAGUGGGAGAUCUUUAAUUGGUGCAUAUCGUUUGAUUAACAACAAUAACGGUGUAAUAGGCACUACCACAGCAACAACAACAACAACAACAACAACAACAGCAGCAACUUAUUAUCCUUUGCUACCAGCCACGUCUGGCCUGAUUGGCUCAAAUGAUGAUCCUACAUCCAGCGCAUAUGAAUACAAGGAAAAUGUCAAUUUAAUCACACCAGUGGCAGACAAGUACCUUAUUUCCAACACCACCGCCGUAAUUGGAAUCAUUGCAUCAACACUACUUUGUGUACUCUGUCUUCAUCUUGUCUUUGGCACCAUCGUGCCACUUUAUGCAUCAUUCGUGGCCAUCAUUCUCGCCAUGCUCUUCCUGGUCCUCGGUGUUCGCGCCCUUGGAGAAACAGAUUUGAAUCCGGUAAGUGGAAUAGGGAAACUCCUGCAGUUGAUAUUCGCGGUGGUGAUCCCACCCUCGCACCCAGCCCGUGUCCUCAUCAACUUAGUUGCUGGUGGAAUUGCUGAAGCUGGUGCCCAACAAGCAGGAGACUUGAUGCAAGAUUUGAAAACUGGUCAUCUUAUAGGUGCAUCUCCUCGAGCACAAUUCACGGCUCAGGUAAUCGGAACAAUCUACUCCGUGUUCCUCAGUUCCAUAGUCUACAAGCUCUACAAUUCAGUAUACACCAUCCCCAACGAAACAUUCCGGAUCCCUACGGCAAUCAUCUGGAUCGAUUGCUCAAGAUUAGUCACAGGCAAAGGACUCCCACCGCACGCCUACGAGUUCUCGAUUGUGUUUGGGGUGAUAUUCGCCAUAAUCUCACUCUUGAAAAAUACGGUACCGAAAGAGUCAAAGUAUCACAAGUACUUGGUGUACUUGCCCAGUGGUGUCGCUGUGGGUAUCGGGAUAUACAAUACCCCCAAUUUCACCUUGGCUAGAUUCAUUGGUGGUGUGGUUAAUCAUUGGUGGACUAAUAAAGGUAUGGAUCGGAUUAGUAUGAUUAUUUUCAGUUCGGGAUUGGUUUUAGGAGAAGGGUUAUUGAGUGUGGUUACCAUGGGAUUAGCCAGUAUGGGUAUAUAGUAGGCAUAUUGGCAAGCAAAGCGAGCCAUACCCAGUAUACAUCAAAUAGUGUCUUUUGCACAACCACAGGUGCAUUUCUCAGAAGAAUCAGAGUUCAAAAACUCCUAGAAUAAGUUCCAAUAUAGAAUCAUAACGAUAGGAAAAGAUAGACUUUUAGAAUUUAUAUCAGAAUACAU